UACCAGAAUUCUUCGGAAGGCGGAAGACAGCUCAUCCCUGGAGGGCACUUCGAAUUUCUUGUUUAAUUUGUUCCUUUAUUUCCCUAUCAUUUAAGCCUUAUUUUAUCUCAUUAUCCCUUGCCUGACUAAAGUUAUGAGAUAAAUAACGUGUCCAGUUAUUUUUGGGUCUCCCUGUAAAAUUUAUUAAAAAUUAAGCUUCUAUUUUAUUUUCAAGUUUGUUCAUACACUGGAAUUUGUUUCGAAUUAAAUCAGCGUUGCCUAAAUGGAGUUUGUUGUUAGCAGACCAAACCAAGUAUAUCAACAAUGCCCUCCAGGAACCUUUCUAGACGGCUACUGUUCCUAUACUCGAAUUUGCUUUGAUCCGCGUGAAACUUGUUUUAAUGGACUUUGCUGUCAGAGUUAUGGACAAGGACAGUUUCCUCCUAACUAUCCGCCGAAUCAGCCAAUAUACCCCCCUAAUCAACCGAUAUACCCUCCUAAUCAGCCAAUAUACCCUCCUAAUCAACCUAUAUAUCCUCCCAAUCAACCAAUAUAUCCUCCCAACCAAAUAUAUCCACCAAAUCAACAAAUAUAUCCUCCCAACCAGAUAUAUCCCCCUAACCAAAUAUACCCUUCCCCAAAUCAAAUUUACCCCCCUAACCAAAUAUACCCCCAAAACCAAAUAUACCCUACCAACAUCUAUCCUUAUCCACGACAACAAAUUCCGGGAGGAAUUGGUGGCAUCUAUCAACCAUAUCCUAUUGGUGGUCUAGGAGGAAUGGGUGGUAUACGACCAAUUGGUGGGGGAAUAGGCGGCCUUGGAGGAAUUGGAUAUGGCGGAAUUGGCAGUCUUGGUAUGGGAGGUCUUGGAAGCUUAGGAGGACUUGGAGGAUACGGUGGAAUUGGAAGCCUUGGACUUGGUGGAGGACUUGGAAGCCUUGGCGGAUAUGGAGGACUUGGAGGAAUGGGAGGCGGACUUGGUGGCCUAGGAGGAAUUGGCGGUCUUGGAGGUAUGGGUGGAAUUGGCGGAAUCGGUUUCGGCUGUGUAGAUUAUCACCCAUAUUGUCCCCUUUACACUACUUAUUGUUUUUCUUCAACAAUUGUGGAAGUCUGUAUGGAAAGUUGUGGACUUUGUGAUAUUUACAAAAGGUGA
Molecule: messenger RNA, 1132 nt
Organism: Meloidogyne enterolobii
Lineage: Eukaryota; Metazoa; Nematoda; Chromadorea; Rhabditida; Meloidogynidae
Source: the annotation of a GenBank genome assembly